This is a messenger RNA of Exophiala bonariae, 2298 nucleotides long. RefSeq names its product DEAH-box ATP-dependent RNA helicase prp43 (gene PRP43). The record is from RefSeq and is a predicted model, not a curated record. Gene Ontology annotation, molecular function: RNA binding; RNA helicase activity; ATP binding. The coding region runs from base 1 to 2298 and encodes 765 amino acids. Gene Ontology annotation, cellular component: intracellular anatomical structure; spliceosomal complex. NCBI's taxonomy places the organism in Eukaryota, Fungi, Ascomycota, Eurotiomycetes, Chaetothyriales, Herpotrichiellaceae. The transcript has a single exon.
AUGGCAGCAAAGAGGUCCGACAAUCCAGACGGCACGCCUGCAAAGCGACAGAAGACAUCGAACGAGAUGAACCCUCGAGACAACCCAUAUCUUGCCCAUAUGUACGAAAAUGGGUCCAAUGGCCACAGCAGUGGCUAUUCUACACCACAGUCCGUCUCAGAGAGCCCUCUCGCAAAUUUCCAAAGACAUCAAACCACUUCUGCCCUUGCCCGCGACGCUGAGGAUAGCAAGAUCAAUCCGUUCACAGGCCGAAAUGUCUCAGACAGAUACUUCUCCAUCUUGCGGACUCGACGAGACCUCCCGGUUCACGCCCAGCGAGACGAGUUUCUGAAACUGUACCAACAGUCACAAAUAUUGGUUUUUGUCGGAGAGACAGGUUCUGGCAAGACCACACAAAUCCCCCAAUUCGUCCUCUAUGAUGACCUACCCCAGCAACAACGAAAGUUGGUCGCUUGUACGCAGCCUCGCAGAGUAGCUGCCAUGUCAGUCGCAGAACGAGUGGCGCAAGAAAUGGAUGUCAAGCUGGGAGAGGAAGUGGGAUACAGCAUUCGAUUCGAAGAUAUGACCAGUCAAAAGACUAUCCUCAAGUAUAUGACCGACGGGAUGCUUCUUCGAGAAGCCAUGAAUGACCACAACUUGACCAGGUACAGCACGAUCAUUUUGGAUGAAGCCCAUGAACGUACUCUCGCCACCGACGUAUUGAUGGGUCUCCUCAAGGAGGUGGUUGUACGAAGACCUGAUCUCAAGCUUAUCAUCAUGUCUGCAACUUUGGAUGCUCAAAAAUUCCAGCGGUAUUUCAUGGAAGCGCCCUUGCUUGCGGUCCCUGGUCGAACACAUCCCGUUGAGAUCUUCUACACACCUGAACCCGAGCGUGAUUAUGUUGAGGCCGCAAUCAGAACAGUGCUCCAAAUUCAUGCCACAGAAGCAGACGGUGACAUCCUAUUGUUCCUCACUGGUGAAGAAGAGAUUGAGGAUGCGUGCCGCAAAAUUUCUCUGGAAGCAGACGAAAUGAUCAGAGAGGCAGACGCUGGACCCAUGAAAGUAUAUCCUCUGUAUGGUUCCCUACCACCGGCACAGCAGCAGAAGAUCUUCGAACCCGCACCCGCACCUCGCCGUCCAGGUGGACGAGCCGGGCGGAAAUGUAUCAUUGCAACCAAUAUUGCGGAGACCUCUUUGACAAUUGAUGGUAUUGUCUAUGUGGUCGACCCGGGUUUUUCGAAGCAAAAGGUCUAUAAUCCCCGAAUUCGUGUUGAAUCUCUCCUCGUUUCUCCAAUCUCAAAAGCGUCUGCUCAGCAACGUGCAGGUCGUGCAGGUCGUACCCGUCCUGGAAAGUGCUUCCGUCUCUACACAGAGGGUGCAUUUAAGAAAGAGCUUAUCGAGCAGACAUAUCCUGAAGUCUUGAGAUCGAAUUUGUCGUCAACAGUCUUGGAAUUGAAGAAGCUCGGAGUUGACGAUUUGGUGCAUUUCGACCUGAUGGAUCCGCCUGCUCCUGAGACUCUAAUGCGAGCACUAGAGGAGUUGAACUAUCUUGCUUGCCUUGAUGACGAUGGGAACCUGACUACUAUGGGCCGACUGGCAUCAGAAUUUCCUCUGGAUCCCGCCCUUGCUGUCAUGCUCAUCUCAUCGCCAGAGUUCUAUUGCUCGAAUGAAAUUCUAAGUUUGACAGCGUUGAUUUCUGUUCCUCAGGUGUUUGUACGUCCAGCAUCUGCAAGAAAGCGUGCAGACGAGAUGAAGAACCUAUUCGCUCAUCCCGACGGAGAUCACCUCACUCUCCUCAACGUCUACCAUGCAUUCAAAGGAGCAGAGGCACAAGCAAAUCCACGCCAAUGGUGUCAUGACCACUUCCUGAGUCUGCGUGCACUUCAGUCCGCAGAUAAUGUUCGGCUCCAAUUGAAACGCAUAAUGGAACGAGAAGAACUCGAAUUGAUGUCGACGCCAUUCGAGGACAAGAAAUAUUACGAGAACAUUCGACGAGCCUUGGUGUCUGGUUUCUUUAUGCAGGUGGCAAAGAAGGAAGCCAACGGAAAGACAUACACGACUGUCAAAGACAAUCAGACUGUUCUAUUGCACCCCAGUACAGUGCUCGAACAGGAAAACGACUGGGUCAUUUACAAUGAAUUCGUUCUCACGAGCAAGAACUACAUCCGCACAGUGACUGGUAUCCGAGGCGAGUGGCUCCUGGAUCUUGCGCCCGGCUACUACGAUAUCGACUCUUUCCCCAAGGGCGAAGUCAAGACGGCUCUUACACGACUAAGUGAGAGGAUUGCACGAAGACAGAAGAACAAAGACCGGAGGUGA